This is a messenger RNA of Homarus americanus (American lobster), 5522 nucleotides long. It is a transcript of the gene MICAL-like, whose product is annotated as MICAL-like protein 1. Gene Ontology annotation, molecular function: protein binding. Lineage: Eukaryota; Metazoa; Arthropoda; Malacostraca; Decapoda; Nephropidae. The record is from RefSeq and is a predicted model, not a curated record.
CGUCGAGGCACCAAGGCCCUGGAGCUGUGGGCUAGACGGGCCACGGAUGGCUACCAGGGGGUCAGCAUCUCUAACAUGACAACAGCCUGGCGCAAUGGUCUCGCCUUCUGCGCCCUCAUACAUCGCUUCAGACCAGACCUCAUUGAAUUCUCCUCGCUGAAGCCAGAGAACAUCUUGGAGAACAAUGCUCUGGCGUUCCGUGUAGCUGAGCAGCAUUUCAUCCCCGCCCUCCUGGACGCUGAGGACAUGGUGGAUAAUGUAGUACCUGAUCGACUCUCUGUUUUAACCUAUGUGUCACAGUAUUACCGAACCUUUGCUGCCAUGGGCCUGACUCUCCCUAAGCGGGUGGUGAACAACGCCGCUCCACAGUCCACGACAACAGUCAAGUCCAAGAGUACUCCUCCACCACAGCACAAGACCAUGACAGAGCUCAAGACAGAUAAGGUGUUGGCAGGUGGGCGAGUUCGUCGUGAGGUGUGCGCUGGAUGUAACAACCCGGUGUUCUUGGCAGAGCGUCUCUUGGUAGGCUCUCCGGGUCAGCUGAUGCACCGGACGUGUUUCCGAUGCGCCCGGUGCGACACCCAGCUGACCCUGGCGAGCUACUACGAGACCGAAAAAGGACAGUUUUGCUGCGAGACCUGUCCCGACGAAGAACACGAACCGUCGCCUCAAGUUGUCGACGCCACCAGCACCCCCUCCAGUAAACACAAGCGACGAUCAUCUGCCUCUGACACAGACUCUGACUCUGACUCAAACAGUGAAGACUCUGAGGAAGAAAGUGACACCUACAGCCAUGAUGCCGAGACAUUGUUGGAGGACCAGACCCACCGUACACACACCACAUUAACACAUUCUCCAAGACCUCUUAAGCCUCGAACUGUCUUCCUUUCACAGACCUUAGAGGCUCCCGACGUAAAACAGGACUCCAACCUCGACGCAGACGACGUAAAGACGAGCAACAGAUUCAGUCAUUUCUCUCAAGUUUCCUCUGCUCUGUUUGGAUCAAGAGAGAGAGAGUCCAGAGUGGCAGCCACCGGGUACUCUAACCAACACCAUUGUGAUGAAGCCAAAGGUAUGAAAACAAACCCACCUGAAACACUAACACUGGACACAGGGCAACACCAAACAACUCCUAGGAUUUCUAAUGGUGCAAUCAAGACCUCCUCUUCUAUUGUUGCCCAGCGGUUGAAAAUGUUUAGGGAAAUUUCCGAUAAUACUGUUGCUUCGGAUAAGAAGAUUACUAACAAAAUUGAUGGAAAAAGUGGAACAAGACAAAAUUAUUUACUGUUAGAUAAAAAGAAGGAAACUAUUUGUGUUACUAAAGAUGAAGUCCAAACUGAUGCUGUGGACCCAGACAAGGAUCAAAACAGUAAGGAUAUUACCAGUAAGGUUGUUUAUGUAGAUACUGUGCCUAGUGUUAAUGAAGAAAAUAACGACAAAAUAGUUGAUUCAUUAGAAAAAACCGAAAAAACAAACGAUAAUAGUGAAAAAGUAGAUGAAAAUGUCAAAGAUAUAUCUCCCAUGCCUUCCAUAGCCAUCACUACAGAAAAACAAGAAGUCAUUCCUUACGAAGAACCGAACAGAGAAGACGACGACACCGAGAACUUCCAAUUUGACUCAAAAACCGAGAACUCUGAAGAAUUACCACCAGAGACAGAUGCCCUCGAGGAUUGUAACCCAUUUGAAGAUGAAGCCGAUUCUCAGCAGGACGAGAGUGGGGUGGCAGUGAGUCAGUCCGAGGGCAGCAGCGAGACCGAUAACAACAACGUCACGUGUGUCUCUCAGGACAGCGGCGGCGAUUUCUCUUCCCCUUCCUUACAGUCCAUCCAUUAUCCUCAAGAUUUGAAUCCCUUUGGAAGUGACGAUGAGGCUCAGAAGGAAGACGCCACAACCCACGACGCAGUUAAGACCGAGAUAUGUGAACCUCGGAGCGACGAUAACCAGAAAAUAGCCAGGAAACUUAUCAAGGUGAACAUGAAUCCCUUUGACAGUGAUGAUGAUGAUGAUGAAUUUGGAAAAGAGUUGGAAAAAGAGAAAGAUGAAAAGAAAGACUCAAAGAAUCUGAAUCCCUUCUGGAGCGACGAUGAAGAUCUUGCCGAUGAGAGCGUAGAAGAUACACCAAAGAAGGCCAGGGUGAAGCCUCCCAGACCACCUCCACCAACCUUGGCCAGAAACAGCAACCCCUCCCAGAUGUAUCCUGGCAGUCCAGAUAAAAUACAGCUGAGCCCUGCUUCACUAGGUGGUUCUGCCACACGUAAGAAGAUUAUUGCCCCACCACUAUCAACCAGUAUAAGAGAGCUUUUUCCCCCCACAUCACCCCCAGCUCAGCCUCACCCAUCACCAUCCCUCUCUCCACCUACACUGCAUCCCUCUCCCUCCUCUCCCAGUGGCUCUUUGGCCCUUAAGAGGAAGGGUCGACGGGCUCCUGCUCCUCCACAGGUUGCUACUCCCAAAAGUGGCAGGGCAUCCCCUACUGAUUCCACUGCAGACACCCUGAGUAUGGACACCAUGUCUCUCUCUAGUAUUGGUACUCAGAGUCAGGAGAAGCAAGUCCAAGAGGAAGACCAGGAUGAGGUGCUGAGUUGGAAAAUGCAGAAGGACAUGAAAAACCACUCGAACAAGAUGAAUGGCACCACAGAUCAACGGGUGCCACCGCCCAAACCCUCUCGGGCUUUCCAAGCUUCCCAAAAUCUGACCCCUGUGACAGGCAUUCUCAGACGACCAUCUAUGAGUAAGAGCGAGGCAGGUGAAUGGCAGCGCAAGAAGGGUCCGGCCCCUCCCAGACCAGUGCCACAGAAGCGAGCCCUCAAGAAGCUUCCCAUGCGAAUUAUUCAACAGGAACUUCAAGAUAUUGAAAUCAAACAAACUGAACUUGAAAGACAAGGCGUCUUGUUGGAAACCUCUAUUCGCUCUCGAACAGAAAAUACACCAAACAACUCGGUGGAGGAUGCAACCACCCCCAGUAGUGGUCCAAACAGCAUAGAGGUAGAAGAUAUGAUACUACAGCUGUUUGAGCUUGUUAAUGAGAAAAAUGAGUUGUUCAGACGUCAAACUGAGCUCAUGUACCUCAAGCGUGAAAAACGUUUAGAGGAGGAAUACGUUGAACUGGAAUAUCAGAUUCGGUGUCUAAUGCUUAAACCGCCCUCUGAGAAGACCGAGACAGACACUACCCAAGAGGAAGAACUGAUAGCACGGCUGGUGAAGGUCGUGGAGCAGCGCGAUGAGAUCAUCAACUGCUUGGAGCUCGACAGGUUACGAGAGGCACAGGAGGACGAGAGCAUUGCCACUCAUAUGAUGCAGUACCAAGAAAAACAUAUUGAUGGUAUUGAGAAUGGUAGCAGUUUACAAGUCUCUCCCAAGAAGAAGAAGACACUCAAGUUACCUAAGAAGAAGAAGAAGAAAGAAAAGAAAGAUAAAAAGGACACAAAGGCUGAUGCUGACAAGGACAUAGAUGAAACUGAAACAACAGAGGUGAAGAAGAAAAAGAAGAAGAAGAAAUGGCUGUUCUAACAUUCCUGGAGUUGCCGGGAAACAAACUUACUGCUGAGAAUAACUUGAAAGUAACAAAUAAUUUUGAAAAGAAUAAUUUACUUAGGAUAGAUUUCUUUUGAUAUUACAAUCUUUCAUCAUCAAGUUGAGUUCUUAUUGGUUAAAACAUGUUCAGUAGUGACAAUGAAACUUAACUCUCUCGACUGUGGACAAAUUUGGGUCGUGUUAUCACUUAAACUUCCAUCGGGAUCCAUCAUUUAUUGCUGGCCAACCAGAUUCUUCCAGAAAAGUUUAGGCAUUCCAAGUUAUCUCAGAGGAAUUGAGAUAAUUUAUUAGAAUUCUUUUGUCUUCAGAUAUUCUUCAUAUAAGGAUUAUAUUGGCUGUAACACAAGACUUAAAUGUGAUAAAUUUAAAAAAAAGUCUCAAAUAUUUUGGAUGUAAGAUUCCUUUUGAGCCAUUUUGAAAGACAAGAUGUUGAAUUGGUUUCUUAUUUUGUAGAUCUUUUAAACUGAAUUGCUCAUAGAUUUUAUAGUACUGUAGUCAAAUAGGUUUUAGUAAUCUGUACAUAAUUUUUAAAUUAUGAGAAUUGAGGUCAGUUUGAAACUGUACAACAUUAAUUUCUCAAUUAGGAAGAAUAAACUUUUAAUAACUAUUGAAGAUCUGAAAUUGUGAGAGGCAGAGCCCAUUACUGCCUUCCUUUCUCUUAGUAACUUAAGAGGUAUGGUCCCUGCACAUAGCAUUUACAUUAAUACCAAUGAUUUCAUCUUAUAAAUUUGGAACUUUUAGGUAAUUUCAUUAAUGGCUGAUUUGACUGUAUUUCUGAGCAUUUGUAGUUAAUUCUAUUGCUAAUUUAAUUGUCAGCAUAUAAAGGUAAUAGUAAUCCUGAGCCUGAUUGUGGGAAGACGAAGAGAAAAUUUAAUUUACUUACACUGUAGAUUCCAAGAUGAUAAUAUACCUGUACAUUUGACAGUACCAACAUGCUUACUAGUUAACUCAGGUACUGUCAUUCUUCUUGCUUCUCCUGUAUGUGAUAGGGGAAUAUUCUUCUGUAAAAAUGUAAACAAGUUCUCUACCACAUGACAUUUAUACAUUUAUAUGGUGUUGUUUAUUACUGGUUGUGGAGAUACAUCAUUAUUAAUAAGCAGUUAUUGGUCGUAUGAUUUAGCUUUGUAUAAUUUAAAAAGUUAAAUAAAAAAUGUCUGGAGCAAGAUAAGGACAAUUGAUACCAACUAAUUAUGAAAUGAGUUUGAUGCAUCGGUGGUGGAUUUCUCUUCGUAUAGAGAGUUUUGCCUAUGUUCAGUAAAAUAUAUUUAAUUACAAAUGUAGAGAAAUGCAUUAUAAUUUGUUAAAUCAUUAUACAUAUUUAUUCUUGAAUCAUGACUUGUCUGCUGUUUACAACAUCUAGUGUACAACUUCCUUCACAAUGUUGAGCUUCCAAUAAUACUGUAUAGUGUUUGGUUGAUUCUUUUCCAUCCAUAAAUCCUAGCCCUGUGUUCAUCCAUUCCAUAAACAAUUGUUAUUAAUACUAUUUUAUACCUUUUAUACCCUACCUUCAUCUACGGAUAAGAGAUUUUCUAUUUAAUUGUUAAAUAAAGAUUCCACUACUAAACAUGUUCACUAUGUAGCAUAUUUAUUCACAAAGACAAAGUUUAACUUUUUUUGGUAUACUGUAGUGGAAUGUUAGGUCACAUUGAUUGUGGUGCAAUUACCUUAUACAAUGUAACUUAUUUAUAAUGCUUUAUGCACUAGAAAAUUAUUUUAUAGUAACCUUAUAGCUUAUGAUCAGUGCACAUUCUCAAUGAAUGUGAAAGUUAGUUCACUGCAAACACAAGUACCUAGUGUCUAAAAUUUUAAGUGCAAUAGUAUCACCAGUUCAUGAGAAUGCAGCACAUAAUUAGGCUCGUACGUAAUGAGUCUCCAUAUCCCGCAUAAUACAUUGUUCUUAUCAGCUACAGGGGAUGUUUAUGUAUAAAGAAGCCCUUUUUUUAUAGUAACUGGUUUAAGUUAGUGAAUAAAGAUUUAAUUUGGUAGAA